Messenger RNA from Seriola aureovittata, 2005 nucleotides. RefSeq names its product activating transcription factor 4b (gene atf4b). Lineage: Eukaryota; Metazoa; Chordata; Actinopteri; Carangiformes; Carangidae. Gene Ontology annotation, cellular component: ATF4-CREB1 transcription factor complex; nucleus; ATF1-ATF4 transcription factor complex. Gene Ontology annotation, biological process: regulation of transcription by RNA polymerase II. The transcript is spliced from 3 exons. Gene Ontology annotation, molecular function: DNA-binding transcription activator activity, RNA polymerase II-specific; RNA polymerase II transcription regulatory region sequence-specific DNA binding. Bases 258 to 1631 code for a protein of 457 amino acids. The record is from RefSeq and is a predicted model, not a curated record.
UUUCCUUUCCGAGGAACAACAAACAGAGCAUCAUUGUCGGACAUCGCUGAAUUGGCCGAAAUGGCAGUGUAAAGUGUGCAGCGACCCAGCAGCAGCCAACAAAACAGUGCAUCCAGCCAGUGCACUGAGUCACUUCUAAUUUAGAAACAUGUCGUCCUUUGUGGAAUCCCUCAACACUGCUGCAUUCGACAGCAUAAAAGAACUCGACGCUCUCCUAGCAUCGUCACGUACUCCGUUUGUGACCAACAACAGCCAUUAUGACCAUGAUGAUGACAAACUCACAGUUUGGCCUGGAAGACAUGGAGGCCCUUCUCUGGGGGCCUUCCUCUCCCAUGGCUGACCCCAUGGGCUCCCUACAGUUUCACCCUGACCAAGAAGAACAUCAGGAAGGAGGAGGAACCUCGCGGGAGGGGGACACUUCGCCUGCGUCACCCCUCACCUCCUCGUCGCUGUCUUCUUCCUCUUCUCCUCCUCCCUUCUACUCUCCUCCUCCCUCGCCACCGGCCGUCCUCCUCCAUGGGGACAAAGCCCGGAAUGAGUCUGACCUGCUCUCCCUCCCCUGGUUGGGCCACCCCGAUGAACUGAGAUGUAGCCAGACACUCUCAGGUGACAGGAAAGAGGAAGCUUUGGGUGACCUGGACUGGAUGGCUGAGAGGAUGGAUCUGAGCGAGUUUGACCUGGAGUCUCUGAUUGGCUCAUGCAGUCCUCCUGAAGAGUCCCCCAGCUCUACAGAAGAUCUCCUGGCCUCAUUAGAUUGCCCCAUGGAGCUCGACUCCCUCCCGUUGCCCACACUCUCCACUCCUGCACUCUCGAGUCUUCCCUUUGCCUCCCUUCAGAGCACCCCUCCCCCUCCCCCUCCCCUUCCCGCUGCCGGCGAAGGUGCUUCAGUCAUUACAGUGGAUGACUGUGAAUCCCACGCUGAUGGGCAGGAGGCGCCCUCCCCUCCCCCAUGUGUCCCAGAGCCACAAGAGGAGCUUGAAAUCAAAUCUGAGCCUUCAUCUCCUGACCCGUCCUCCCCCUGGGUUGAAUCUUCUUCCUCCCCAGUCUACACCUUGGACCUGGGCAGCGAGGUGGAUGUGUCAGAGAGUGAGGUGAAGCCGGUGUUAGCCGCUGUGGUCCCUCAGGUGCCGAGGCUCGUGCUCUCCCUUUCACCAACCCGCAUCGUCCUCGUGCUGGCUCCCAAAAAUGAAGUGGGGAUCACCACCGCCACCGUGGCCACCACUUCGGAGGUCAUUCCCUCCUCCCCUCCUGCCCCCUCCCUGCAGAGGUCCUCUAGAAGCAGACCGUACCCUGAGCCCAAAUGCAAAGCUAGCCCUCCCUCUCCCAGUGCCACCAGCGUCAAAGUCAAGUCCCUUCGGGGGGCGGCUGGUGACAACAGGGUAACUCUGAAGGCGCCAAAGGACAAGAAACUAAAGAAGAUGGAGCAGAACAAGACGGCCGCCACGCGCUACAGGCAGAAGAAGAGGGCGGAGCAGGACGCGCUCACCACCGAGUACGCGCUGCUGGAGAGGAAGAAUGUGGAGCUGACGGAGAAGGCUGAAUCCAUUGCCAGGGAGAUCGAAUACCUCAAAGAGCUGAUGGAUGAGGUCCACCUGGCCAGGAUGAAAAAAGGUCUCGGUGCUGACCCCUAGUGGCUGGGAACAAACCUGCACUGCAGAUUUUAUUUUUAAUGCACACAUGUUUCAGUACGGUAUAUGUUCUGUCCACACAGCAUGUCAUGGAGCGCACAAUCCAAUAAAACUGAUGUUUGUCACAAUAUCUCCUUUUUAACUAUCUCACACUGGUAUUAUCAAAUACAGAAUAGUUCCGUCAUGUUCAGAUUAGUUCUAUGGAAACAAGUAUUUUCAAUUCAGUAUAUCAACCUGUGUGCUGUUUGUUAUAUUUUCCUAUAUCUGGACCUCAGUAACUUACCGGUAAGUCUUUUUUAAAGUUUUAAAAUGUGUAUAUUAUAGUAUAACCGAACCACUUGUAUUAUCAUUCUCUUAAUAAAGAGUCUUAAACCUAA